AACAGUAAAUGUCAAAAUACCUGUCAAAGUUGUCACCAGUGAUUAAAUUAGUACAUUUCAAGUUUUUAACACCGUUUAAAAGCAUUUUUAAUGUAAUUUUUAAGUUAUCAGUGUUGUAAACAUUAACUGCAAAUUAAAUUAACAAUUACAUAACACAAAUUAAGCAAUUUAAAAAGGUGACCGGUUCGGAUUAAUUCAUGUGACCGUCUUCGUAAGGUUAACAUCAACUGCGUUUAGUUUUUCGUCGGUUUGUGUUUCGUUUUUACAUUCUACAAACACCAGGAAGUAUUUUAUUAAGAUGAUUUACUUUCUUGUAGCUUUCAUCGUAAUUCUAUUAGGAUUUUAUUGGAAGAAGCCCAAAAAUACUCCCCCAGGACCCUUUGGAUUACCAGUCGUUGGAUAUUUACCGUGGUUAGAUCCAGUAAAUCCCCACUUAACUUUAACACAACUCAGCAAAAAAUUCGGCAGCGUUUAUGGGUUGUUUUUAGGAUCGGUUUAUACAGUGGUUGUUUCUGAUCAUAAAAUAAUAAGGAAGUUAUUCGCUAAAGAAGCUACAAUUGGAAGAGCACCUCUCUAUUUAACCCAUGGAAUUAUGAAAGGAUAUGGAAUUAUUUGCUCGGAAAAGGAUUUGUGGAAAGAUCAAAGAAAAUUCGUUUUUAGUUGUUUUAAACAAUUCGGAAUGUCGAAAAUUGGCGGUAAACGGGAAACGAUGCAAUCAUUCAUUUUAAAGGAAGUAAACGAUCUCAUUGAUUAUAUUAAACAUUCUAAACCAACGUCAAAUGGUGAUAUCAUCUUAGACCCAAAUCAUAUUUUAAAACAUAACGUAGGAUCAACUGUUCAUGAAAUCGUUUUUGGGACUUCUUAUAAUCGAGAUGACAAAAUUUGGAAUUAUUUACUUCAUCUUCAAGAAGAAGGUACGAAAUGUCUUGGAAUUGCUGGACCUUUAAAUUUUCUUCCUUUCUUAAGAUUUCUUCCAUCUUUCAAAAAAUCAAUGGCAUUUAUAACAGAUGGCCAAGCUGAAACUCACGAAGAAUAUAAAAAGAUAAUCUCCAAACAAAAAACUCUCUUAAAUCAAUUCCUUGAAAACGAUCCAAAUUAUCAACCAGAUAAUAUUUUGCACGCCUUUUUAAUGGAAAAAGAGAAACGAAAAGGAGAACCAACAGAAAAAUUUUACAACCCCACUCAACUCCUUUAUUUACUAGCGGAUAUCUUCGGAGCCGGCUUAGAUACAACCCUCACCACUUUAAGAUGGUUCUUCUUGUACAUGGCCAAACACCCGGAAAUUCAAAAAAAACUCCACGAAGAAAUCGACAACAUCAUUCAAAACAGAUCUCCGAAUCUAAACGAUUUUGCAUCGAUGCCUUUCGCUGAGGCGUGCUUCUCCGAAACUCAAAGAAUCCGAUCCGUAGUUCCGGUUGGAAUCCCUCACGGUGCUUUGGAAGACGUUCAAAUCGAAAAUUACGUUAUCCCAGAAAACACGAUGAUUGUCCCAUUACAAUGGGCUAUCCAUAUGGAUGAGGAGGUUUGGGAUAGCCCAGAAGAGUUUAAUCCAAAUCGAUUUUUAAACGAGGAAGGAGGUUUCGUUAAAAACGAAGCUUUAAUUCCGUUUCAAACCGGGAAAAGGAUGUGUGUUGGGGAUGAGUUUGCUCGGAUGGUUAUGUUUUUAUUUGGAGUUGGUGUUUUGCAAGAGUUUUUUGUUUGUGCUCCGGAUGGAAUCGAUUUGGAUGUUACUGGAGAUUGUGGCAUCACUUUAACACCGAAAGACCAUGAGUUAGUUUUUAAGGUAAGAAAAAUUGUUUAAUCAUGAAAUGUUUUUGACUAUAUUUAUAUGAAUAUACCUUCAUAAAUAUA
This is a messenger RNA of Onthophagus taurus, 1851 nucleotides long. It is a transcript of the gene phtm, whose product is annotated as cytochrome P450 enzyme phantom. Gene Ontology annotation, molecular function: oxidoreductase activity, acting on paired donors, with incorporation or reduction of molecular oxygen, reduced flavin or flavoprotein as one donor, and incorporation of one atom of oxygen; steroid hydroxylase activity; heme binding. Gene Ontology annotation, biological process: xenobiotic metabolic process. NCBI's taxonomy places the organism in Eukaryota, Metazoa, Arthropoda, Insecta, Coleoptera, Scarabaeidae. The record is from RefSeq and is a predicted model, not a curated record. Gene Ontology annotation, cellular component: cytoplasm; intracellular membrane-bounded organelle.